Molecule: messenger RNA, 2010 nt
Organism: Kuraishia capsulata CBS 1993
Lineage: Eukaryota; Fungi; Ascomycota; Pichiomycetes; Pichiales; Pichiaceae
Exons: 1
Coding region: 1-2010 (669 amino acids)
Cellular component (GO): cytosol
Molecular function (GO): acetyl-CoA synthetase activity; AMP binding
Source: RefSeq, a predicted model, not a curated record
AUGACCGUUACACAAACGAAAGACCACGCGGUUGUUCACGAGGCAAACGGUGUCACGGCCCGUCCAACGCCUUCCACUUUCUAUGAAAGACAACCAAAUGCCUCCAUCAACCAGAUCGAGGACUACUACAAGAUGUACAAGCAGUCGAUCGAGGAACCAGAUGCCUUCUUUGGACCCAAGGCCAAGGAGUUCUUGUCAUGGGAUAGAGACUUCACCAAGGUCCAGAGUGGGUCUCUGGAGCACGGAGACUCGGCCUGGUUUGUGGGCGGUGAACUUAACGCGUGUUACAACUGUGUUGACAGACACGCCUUUGCUACGCCAGACAAACCAGCCGUCAUCUUCGAGGCUGACGACGAGUCUGAGUCUAAAACUUUGACUUUUGCCGAGCUGUUGAGAGAGGUUUCCAAGGUUGCUGCUGUGUUGAAGAGCUGGGGAAUCAAGAAGGGUGACACGGUUGCGAUCUACUUGCCAAUGACUGCUGAAGCUCUGAUUGCCAUGUUGGCCGUGGUUAGAUUGGGUGCCAUACACUCUGUUAUUUUUGCCGGUUUCUCUGCCGGUUCUAUCAGAGAUAGAAUCCAAGAUGCUGAGUGUAAGGCGGUUAUCACCUGUGACCAGGGAAAGAGAGGUGGUAGGUCCAUCCAGACAAAGAAGAUCGUGGAUGAGGGUUUGAAGCAGACCCCAUCUGUCCAGAAAGUCUUGGUCUACAAGAGAACCGGCGGUGACGUUGAGAUGACCGAAGGAAGAGAUUUCUGGUGGCAGGAAGAGUGUGACAAGUUCAGUGGCUACCUGCCUCCUGUUUCUGUCAACUCCGAGGACCCACUGUUCAUGCUGUACACAUCUGGAUCCACCGGUUCUCCAAAGGGUGUUGUUCACAGCACUGCUGGUUACUUGCUGGGUGCAGCUUUGACCACUAGGUAUGUUUUUGAUGUUCAGUCUGAGGAUGUCCUGUUCACCGCAGGUGAUGUGGGUUGGAUCACUGGCCACUCGUACGCUUUGUACGGUCCAUUGACCCUGGGUGUUCCAACCAUUGUUUUUGAAGGUACUCCCGCUUAUCCAGAUUACGGAAGGUUCUGGAAGAUUAUAGAAAAGUACAAGGCUACCCACUUCUAUGUUGCCCCUACUGCCUUGAGGCUGUUGAAGAAGGCCGGUGAAGACGAGAUCGCCAAGUACGACCUGAGUUCUCUGAGAACCCUCGGUUCUGUUGGUGAGCCAAUUGCCGCCGAGCUCUGGGAGUGGUAUGACCAGAAGAUCGGUAAAGGUUUGUGUCACAUCUCUGACACAUACUGGCAAACCGAGUCUGGAUCCCACUUGAUCGCCCCAUUGGCAGGCGCUGUUCCAACCAAACCAGGUUCUGCCACUGUUCCAUUUUUCGGAAUCGACGCCGCAAUUAUCGACCCAGUUACUGGAAAGGAGCUGGAAGGUAAUGACGUUGAAGGUGUGCUUGCUGUCAAGUCAGCAUGGCCAUCCAUGGCCAGAUCAGUCUGGAAAAACCAUUCCAGAUUCAUGGAAACAUACCUCAAGCCUUACCCAGGUUACUACUUCACAGGUGACGGUGCGGGAAGAGACCAUGAUGGCUACUAUUGGAUCAGAGGAAGAGUUGACGAUGUUGUUAACGUCAGUGGACACAGAUUAUCCACUUCUGAGAUCGAGUCUGUUCUCUUGGAGAACCAAGCUGUUGCCGAGGCUGCUGUUGUCGGUAUUUCCGACGAAUUGACCGGUCAGGCUGUCAUUGCAUUUGUUGCAUUGAAGACUGCUUCCGAUGACAUCGAGGCCUUGAGAAAAGCUCUGGUCUUGCACGUCAGAUCCAUCAUUGGUCCAUUUGCCGCUCCAAAGUCCGUUAUUAUCGUGGACGACUUGCCAAAGACCAGAUCAGGUAAGAUCAUGAGAAGAGUGCUUAGAAAGAUCACCUCAGAUGAAGCCGAGCAAUUGGGUGACAUGUCCACUCUGUCGAACCCAUCUUCAGUCGAGUCUAUAAUCAAGGCUGUGGAUGUCCAGUUCUUCAGGAGAUAG